AUGCCUCCGCCGGCAGCACGUGUCGGGCACAAGCAGGCCGUCGUGUCGCUGCCGCGGUCCUCACGGUUUCCCUCGCUGCCGAUUCUCCUGCUUCUCGCUCUCGGAACCGUGCUUCUCGCGCGCUGGCCGGUUCUGCGCGGCCACGUGGCGGGCGAUUCGAGGGUCGACGCGGUGGAUUUGAUUAUGGUCGGUCAGAGCUGGGCUUCUAACGAGGAUGAAAUAUAUAAACUUGAUAAGGAAAAUCAUGGUGUAGCUGGCAUUAGCGGGGCGGAUGGUAAAGGAGGAGAGCCAAUUGAACGAAUAGAGUGGGCACGGAAAGAGAGCGGAUGGGCGGAAGAGGAGGGGGAGCUGCUGGGGAAUGGGGAAGAUCUCGACAGCCGCAGGGAUUCCGGGGAGGCGGAACGAGUGGGGGAGUUAUCGCAAGAGGGAAAGGGGGAGAUGGCGAAAGGUGAGAAUGGGGACGAUGAAGGAUCUGCGGAAAGAGGAGGGAGAGAAGCGGGGCGGAGAACGAGGGAGGGGCGGCGACGGGGGACGACGAGAGAGGAGGGGGGAAGGGAGUUGACGGGUCAGGGGGGCGCGCGGAGCGACGAUACGGCGGAAGAAGGGUCUGCGGACGCGAAGAUGCGCGGAAACGAUCAGGGCAGCGCCGUCCGCUUCACCCCCCUGCAGGGCUUUCUAGAGGAGGCGGAGAAAUGGCAUGCGGGGCUGGGAGGGCGGAAUGUGGGAGGAGAUGGGGGGGAGGCGGAAGGAGCAGGCAGCGGAGCGGAAGGAGAAGGGGGAGGGGCAGGCGGGAAAGCAGCGGAGGAAGGUUCGUUGCGGUUUCCUGUGCGGGUGGUGACGGGGCGCGUGAGGACAAGGCGGCUAGUGGGCGACGACGACACGGCGCUAAUCGUGCGGGCAGUGAAUUACGGAUUUGCUGCGUGCGAGUUCAGCCCGUUCCACUCGAAGCCGCGCCACGAGGUGCGUGUGUGGGGAUUGGCGUGGGGGGAACUGGAGUUAAUUACGGCUUUGCUGCGUGCGAAUUCAGUCCGUUCCAAUCGAAGCCGCGCCACGAGCAACCACAGCGCCAGUCAGCAUCAGCUUGAGCUGCCAGUGCUGGCAUUCCAGGUGCCCCACUCCCUCUUCCUCCCCUUUUUGUCCCACUCCCUCUUUGUCCCCUCCACCCUCUCCCCUCCUUUACCCCCUCUCCCCCAACAGAAGGACCACCCCAUUGCCAGCAACCACAGCACCAUUCGGCAUCGGCCCUUGCUGCUGGCGCUGCCAAGGACCUACCCCAUUGCCAGCAACCACAGCACCAGUCAGCACCGGCCAGAGCUGCUGGCGCUGCCAUUCCAGUUGACUCCUUCUCAUUCUCCAUUCCCCCAUUUCCCCUCUUCACCCCCUUCCCCAUUCCUACAGAAGGACCACCCCAUUCAGAGCAACCACAGUGCCAUCCAGCAUCGGCCAGAGCUUCUCGCGCUGGCAGCGGAGAUGGGGGGGGCGAUGGGUGGGGGGGACUAUGACGCGGUGCAUGUGAGGCGAGGGGACAAGCUCAACCCCAACAUGUGGCCUCACCUGGACAGAGACACACGACCCCCCGCGUGA
Molecule: messenger RNA, 1584 nt
Organism: Closterium sp. NIES-65
Lineage: Eukaryota; Viridiplantae; Streptophyta; Zygnematophyceae; Desmidiales; Closteriaceae
Source: the annotation of a GenBank genome assembly